CAAGUGUUAUGAGAUUUGUUUAUUUUGUAAAAAUAUUUUAUUAUCGGGAGAGACACACAGUCCUUCACACGUGUAAAAGUGAAAUACGUAACAAAUUACUUUAAAAAGUUAUUUUGUGUUUUUGUGAAAUAAUUAUUGACUGCAAGUAAGUAUUACUUUAUUAUUAUUAAACCUUAACUAUUUUGGGGCUGAAUUUAGACGAAAAAUAAUAUAAUUUUUAAUUUUUACAGCAUUCACUAUGGGUCGAGGGGUAGAUUUGACUCCAAGGAAAAAGUCUGAGGUUAAAACCCUUCUCAUGCACACAAAUCAUUCCCAGAGGAAGAUAGCAGAACUGGCUGGUGUUUCUAAGUCUGCAGUAAAUAAAAUAAAAAUAAAUCUAGAUCAAGAUCAGCCACUUUCGCCAAAAAGAAAAGGCAAUUGUGGAAGGAAACGGAUUACAACACCGCGGUCCGAUAGAAAAAUCCGGGAUAUAUGUUUACAAAACAGAAAGAAAAGUGCUGGAUUGUUAACCCAGAUGGUACAGGAGUCUGGCAUACAGGUUUCUAAGAGAACUGUACAGCGGAGGUUGGCAGAGGAAGGCCUGACCGGUCAUCGUCCAGCUAAAAAACCGCGACUGACAGAGGCGAUGAAGAAGAAAAGACUUGCUUGGGCUCGUGAACACCGUCUGAUGAGUGUUGAAGACUGGAGCAAGGUGUGUUUCUCAGACGAAUCAACAUUUGAGAUUCUAGCCGACAAAAGCAACUUUGUCAGGCGGCGCCCAGGCGAGAAAUUUCACCCUGACUGCAUUGUGGAACGCGUUAAACACCCUGUUAAAAUUAUGGUAUGGUCCGUCAUAAGUUCUAAAGGGGUUGGGCGUCUCUACAUUGUCCAGGGAACCAUGAGACAGGACCAAUACAAGCAGGUCCUAGAAACUCGCUUGUUGCCGCAACUCCGGGAAUGGUUCCCAGAGGGGGAGGAAUUCAUGUUUAUGCAUGACUCAGCACCAUGCCAUAAAGCAAGGAGUGUGACAAAAUUUUUAGCAGACCACAAUAUACCGGUUUUACCUUGGCCUGGCAAUUCUCCAGAUAUGAACCCAAUCGAAAACCUAUGGGAAAUUACUAAGGCGGAAAUUGCCAAGGAAAUGAUAACCACCAAGGUAAAACUGAUUGAAAAAUUAAUAAAUGUGUGGCACCAUAACCCUAAAAUAAAAGAAAGUGCCAAACAGUGCAUAGAAAGCAUGCCAAGGAGGAUCGAAGCACUAAUUCAGGCUAAAGGAAAUGUCACAAAAUAUUAGCAAUAUCUCUAUGCCAUUCUUAUAAUACCUGUUAAUAUUUUUUUAUUACCUAAACAUUAUAAUUUUUUUGUUUAAACUACUUGUAAGAUAUGUGUCUAGGAUUAUUAAAUGUAAUUAUAAUUCAAAACAACGUUUUUAAUUAUUUAUGGACCAAUAAAAUGUAAUAAACCGAUAUUUUGCGACUGUCCCUAUUAAUUUGGCAACCCACUGUA
This is a messenger RNA of Spodoptera frugiperda (fall armyworm), 1485 nucleotides long. RefSeq names its product transposable element Tcb2 transposase. Gene Ontology annotation, molecular function: DNA binding. NCBI's taxonomy places the organism in Eukaryota, Metazoa, Arthropoda, Insecta, Lepidoptera, Noctuidae. The transcript has 2 exons. Gene Ontology annotation, biological process: DNA integration; DNA transposition. The record is from RefSeq and is a predicted model, not a curated record. The coding region runs from base 239 to 1273 and encodes 344 amino acids.